GAUGGACAGAUCCAUCAUUCUUGCUUGCUCGCCAAUUGAUGGGCCGCGGGUGAGUGAGUAGCAGUCGGAGUGGAUCUAGCGAGGUGAGCGCGAGCUCGGGAUUUGUGGCUAGACCUAGGGCAUGGCGCAACGGAGCGAGGAGGAUGGGAAUGGCAGCGGCGCCGAGGAGUGCUUCCACGAGGCGGAGGAGGCGCAAGGCGAGGAGGUGGAGAGGCUGUACCAGAGAGUCCAGAUGAUGGAGAAUGUGAUUGUGGAUAUCUUCGGCACUGUCUCGGCGCUCAAGAACGCCUACAUCCAGCUCCAGUCGGCGCACUCUCCCUACAAUGCGGAUAAGCUGCGCUCCGCCGACAGGUUGGUCAUUGGCGAGCUGCGCAGGCUCUCGGAGAUCAAACACAUGCUCAAGGGGAGGAGCCGGGGUGGUGGUGGUGGUGGCGGCGGGGGUCACUACCUCCUCCACCAAGCUGCCGCCGCCUCCGCCAACAGCAACGAUCGCAAGCUUGUGGAGGAGCUCCAGGCGGGCCUCAAGGAGAAGCAGUCCAUCAUCGAUUCCUACGACAGCCGCAUGCAAGCUUGCGAGAAGGAGCUGGCGGAGCAGCACGAGGAGAUGGAGCGCCUCAAGGAGUCGCUCAGGCGGGCGACGAGCAAGAAGGAGAAGCUGGAGAGGCGGCUCAACGAGCUCCCUCGAGGUGGUGGAGGUGGCGGCGGUGCGGGCAUGAUGAACGGCAACGUCUCGCUUGCUCCCCCGCUCUUCGAGCAGAUGGCUCAAGCUGCUCGCGGCGAGGCGUUUAGCUUCGCAAAGAUGUUCAUCGGACUGCUCAAGAAUGCCGACUGGGACCUGGAGGCCGCCGCAAACUCGAUCCAGCCGGGCGCCGUCUACGCCAGGCCAAUCCACACCAGGUUUGCAUUCGAGUCCUACGUCUGCCAGAGGAUGUUCAAUGGCUUCGAGAACGAAAACUUUUAUCUCAGCGGCAGCUUGUCGUCCAUCCUCGACCCCGGCAAGCACCGCCACGACUGCUUCUUGCAGUUCCAGGACAUGCGCUCCAUCGAUCCGCUGGAGCUCGUCUCCACCACGCCCGACUGCCUCUUUGGCAAGUUCUGCCUGCGGAAGUACCUCCAGAUCGUGCACGAGAAGAUGGAGGAGUCCUUCUUCGGGCAUCUGCAACACAGGAACCAGGUGCUGGGCGGCGAGCACCCGAGCAGCCAGUUUUAUCACAGGUUCUUGGAGCUGGCCAAGAGCGUGUGGCUGCUCCAUCGCCUCGCCUUCUCCUUCAACCCCACCGCCAGCAUCUUCCAGGUGAAGAAGGACACGAGUUUCCAGAGCGAGUUCAUGGAGAGCGUUGUGGAUCUCGAAGGUGGCGGGGGCGGGGACUUGCACACGGUGGGAUUCACUGUCAUGCCUGGCUUCCGCCUGGAGAACGCAGUCAUCAAAUGCCUGGUGUAUCUAAAUCAAGGGGGAGGAGGCAGCGGAGGCGGAGGAGAUUAAAUUCUAGUCAUCAAUAUACCCCAUUCAUUGUCUAGACGUUUAUCCUCGGAAGAAAAAACUAUAGAAGCUGUAAGUUCUAAGUGUGAUGAAAGAAACGACACAUUUUUUU
Selaginella moellendorffii is the source of this 1592-nucleotide messenger RNA. RefSeq names its product protein GRAVITROPIC IN THE LIGHT 1. Gene Ontology annotation, biological process: negative gravitropism; response to red or far red light. The record is from RefSeq and is a predicted model, not a curated record. Lineage: Eukaryota; Viridiplantae; Streptophyta; Lycopodiopsida; Selaginellales; Selaginellaceae. The coding region runs from base 122 to 1483 and encodes 453 amino acids. The transcript has a single exon.